Messenger RNA from Paraphaeosphaeria sporulosa, 1068 nucleotides. RefSeq lists its product as uncharacterized. NCBI's taxonomy places the organism in Eukaryota, Fungi, Ascomycota, Dothideomycetes, Pleosporales, Didymosphaeriaceae. The record is from RefSeq and is a predicted model, not a curated record. Gene Ontology annotation, cellular component: nucleus; Ino80 complex. The transcript has 3 exons. The coding region runs from base 1 to 1068 and encodes 355 amino acids. Gene Ontology annotation, biological process: chromatin remodeling.
AUGGCCUCCCCAGGAGACGCGCCUGCCGACGCCCCGCCGCAGCCCGCUGUUCACGCCGCUCACGAGCACGACGGCGCGCAGAGCAAGCCCGUCAAGCGCUCGUGGAGGCGCAAGUACAGGAAGAUGCGCGUGCGCUUCGACGAGACGAUGACAGCGAGCAACAACUACAUCCUCGAGGAAUGGAAGUCGCAAGCAGUUGCGCGCAGGCUGCGCGAGCAGAACGACCAAAUCCUCGACAUCCUCCUCGAGAUGAACGAUAGCGCACGACUGCCCGCGAGGCUGCGCCUGGACCUGCGAGAACAAGCCGAGAUUGACGCCAAACCCACCAUCGAAGACCCCGAGGUCGUGCAGCAGCGCUUGAACAGCCUCCGGACAGAGCUUGCCAACGGCAUCAUCACAGCCGACGAAUACACGCGUCGUGCCGAGGCUCUCCACAACUCACAAACCAUUCAGCUGUCGCGCUCCCUCGCCGGUCUCGAAGCCAAGAUACCACACUCGACGGAAGCUCCCGACCCGCCCAUAGAGGGCUUGGACCUAUCAGAGACAGCGCCCGGCUACAUGUCGCCUACCCACGAAGAAGAAUACCUUGCCCUCCUGGAUCAAGCAUUCGCCGAUCCCAACGCCUUCGAUGCCCGCCCCAUCCGCAUACCCUCCAGCCAUCCCCCGCCCACCGAGAAAGAUCUCUCGGUACGAAACCCAGACAGUGUCUACAGCUGGCUCCGGAAGCACCAACCACAAGUUUUCCUGCAGGACAAGGACCCCCAACACCCAGAGAACAUGGCGGAGAAGGCCGCGCCAAAGGCAAAUGCAGGGGCUCGGGGGAAGCGCCAGUCGGCUGCGGCAGGCACGCCAGGUCCCAAAACCGAUCAUGAAGAGGACGAAGGACUCGAAGGUGAACCCGGGGCGCCAGGCAAGGGUGGUCGGAAGAGCAAGGGUGGUGAGAACGACUCAGCAUACCGGCCCAAGGGGGGCAGCAGUCGCGCUCCGAAGCGAAAGAGGGAGGAUGGAGAGCCCGCAGCGAAAGGCAACAAGAGAAAACGUCAGAGCGCAGCAGGAGCGGCUGCAUGA